AUGCCUAACCCGCCGACAACCUUCCCCCGCGCCAACGAGCCACCUACGCCCCCCGUCUCGAUCCCAGCUAAUAUCGCCGAUGCCUUCACCCACAGCUUCAACCUUGACCCGACGCCGGCGCCUGACCACAGCCAGGGAUCUUCUACCCUCGAGGACGCACUUGUUGAUGCGGUUUACUCAUUGACUGACCAGCUGGGCGGGCGAGGCGGGUAG
Molecule: messenger RNA, 213 nt
Organism: Colletotrichum graminicola M1.001
Lineage: Eukaryota; Fungi; Ascomycota; Sordariomycetes; Glomerellales; Glomerellaceae
Exons: 1
Coding region: 1-213 (70 amino acids)
Source: RefSeq, a predicted model, not a curated record